CACCGAGUCGGAGCUGCCUAGAGUGGCCGGAAGUGCUCAGUGGCGGCGGCAGUCGCGCUUUCAUGUGUUUAAGAUUAGCGUUUGUCCUGGGCUAUCGGAGUCACACCCCUACUUCCCCAGGCCGUGCAUCUCUCUGAGGUGAGUUCCUGGAGGGAUUCCUUCUGAAUCAAUCCCAGAUGAGGAUUAAGCAAUUUAUCAAAGCCCAGGAUGACUGCAGCCCUGGAAACUGAGGAACAAAAAGGACUAAUGAAAAUUAAGAUGGAGGAUCAUUGCUGGGGGCUGGACUCCAUGUCACAAAGGCACAGUCUUCAAAGGAGGGAACUCUUCAGGCAGCAAUUCAGGAAGCUCUGCUAUCAGGAUGCACCUGGACCCCGUGAAGCUCUGACCCAGCUGUGGGAGCUUUGCUGCCAGUGUCUGAGGCCAGAGUGCCACACCAAGGAGCAGAUUUUAGACCUGCUGGUGCUGGAACAGUUCCUGAGAAUUCUUCCUAAGGAUUUGCAAGCAUGGGUGUAGGCACACCAUCCAGAGACUGGAGAGGAGGCAGUGGUCAUGCUGGAGGAUUUGGAAAAAGAACUUGAUGAAUCCUGGAAGCAGGUUCCAGCCAAUUCAGAGAGGCAAGACAUACUCUUGGACAGGUUGGCCCCCCUGGGAAUGCCAAAUGGGUCACUGACUGUCCAGUUCCAUCACAAGACAACUUUUCUGGGACAGGCAUCUGGGGAUCUACAAAGAAAUGGUGAUAAAACCAUUACUACAAAAGAAGAGUUGUUCCAGACGAAAGAUAUGAUUAAAGAUGUGGAAUUCCUUGGGGAAUUAAAUAAUAGACUUAACGAAGAUUGUCCUCAGCAUUGUGAAUCCAAAGAUGCUAUUGAAAAUGAAGGCAGUUUAGAAUGGCAACACAGGAAAAGAAGACGAUAUAAGUGUGAAGAAUGUGAGAAAAGUUUCAGUCAUAGCUCAGACCUUAGUAAGCAUAGAAGAACUCACACUGGAGAGAAACCCUAUAAAUGUGAUGAGUGUGGCAAAGCCUUUAUUCAAUGUUCACAUCUUAUUGGACAUCACAGAGUACACAGUGGAGUGAAGCCCUAUAAAUGUAAAGAAUGUGGGAAAGAUUUCAGUGGACGCACAGGUCUUACUCAGCAUCAGAGAAUCCACACAGGUGAAAAACCAUAUGAGUGUGAUGAGUGUGGGAGGCCCUUCCGUGUAAGUUCAGCUCUUAUUAGACAUCAAAGAAUUCAUAUAGCACAUUCGCCCUACUAACAUGGUAGAAGUAAUAGGUACUCAGGCCUAAUUAUUAUUAUUAUUUUGUGAGGACUUAUUUAUUCUGAAAGAGUUAUGGUGCAGGAUGGAGGGAGUUAGAUAUAGAUAGAUAGGUAGAUAGAUAGAUCGAUCAAUCGAUCGAUCCAGAUGACUACAAUGGCCAGUCCUGGGCCAGGCUGAAGACAAGAGCUUCAUUUAUGUCUCUUAUGUGGGUGGCAGGAGCCCAAACACUUGGGCCAUCUUCUGCUUUUCCCAGGACAAUAACAGAGAGGUGGAUCAGAAAUGGAGUAGCUGGGACUCAAACAGCACCCCGUGGGCUGGUGCUGUGGUGCAGUGGUUUACACCAUCUGCAGUGCCGACAUCUCAUAUGGGAUUUCUCUCUUUUGCUGUAACUCUUUCAAAAAAAUAAUUUUUAAAAAUGUAUUUAUUUAUUCAAAAGAGUUACACUAAUGAGGAGAGAGAGAUCUUCUAUCUGAUGAUUCACUCCCCAGUUGGCUGCAACGGCCAGAGCUGUGCCGAUCCGAAGCCAGGAGCUUCUUCUGGAUCUCCCACAUGGGUGCUGGGGCCCAAGGACUUGGGCCAUCUUCUACAGCUUUCCCAGGUCACAGCAGAAAGCUGGAUCGGAAAUGGACAUCUGGGUCUUGAACCGGCGCCUAUAUGGGAUGCUGGUGCUCCAGGCCAGGGCAUUAACUCUCUGCGCCAUAGUGCUGGCCCCUCAAAUAAAUUUUAACAAAUCUAAAAACCAACUUUUUUUUUUUUUUUUUUGAUAGGCAGAGUGGACAGUGAGAGAGAGAGAGACAGAAAGAAAGGUCUUCCUUUGCCGUUGGUUCACCCUCCAAUGGCCGCCACGCACCGUGCUGAUCUGAUGGCAGGAGCCAGGUGCUUCUCCUGGUCUCCCAUGGGGUGCAGGGCCCAAGCACUUGGGCCAUCCUCCACUGCACUCCCAGGCCACAGCAGAGAGCUGGCCUGGAAGAGGGGCAACCAGGACAGAAUCCGGCGCCGUGACCGGGACUAGAACCCGGUGUGGCGGCGCCGCAAGGCGGAGGAUUAGCCUAGUGAGCCGCGGCGCCGGCUAAAAACCAACUUCUUAUGAGAUACAGGCAUCACAGGCAGCGGCUUUACUCAUUAUGCCACAACACUGGCUCCAGGGCCAAUUGCUUAUCAGAGAAUUUACCUAGAGGCCUUAUUGGUUUGCUGAAUGUAAGCAGAGCUUCAGUUGUGAAAAACUUCUCUGGCCCUUGAGACUCUUAAGGGAAAUAGCCUUUUAUUUCUAAAUUACUUUAGAGUUUGGGAAGAAUCAAGAAGGCUUUCAAGGCUUUCAAAGCCUUUCCACUGCACUACUCACUUGUAGUCCAAGAUCCAUAUUUCCUGGUUGAAAGUAUACCUCUCUUUUCUCUAGUUCCUAUUCAGUGUAUGACUUCAGGAAGGAAAUUAAUUUUGCCUUCAUUCUUCCUGUACAGUGUAGGUGAUAAUGGAGGCCAUAAGCAGGUGUGUUUUGACAGGUUAAAAUAGAUUAAAACUGCUUUUGAAAUUAACUAAAAGAAUAUUAAUUAUUUUGCUCCAUCAUUAUCUGUAUAACUGCUUAAAUACUUAUAUCUUUUUUUUGAGUCUUUGAGUAGCCUGGGUGUGAUCUUUGUUAGUGGUAAAAAUGAAGUCAUCAGAAAAGACACAGAUUGAAGAAAACAAAGUGGAAGUGAAAUCAGUAACCAAUCACUAUCAGUAAGUGCUGCUGUGAAGGGGUAUACUAGAGUGUGUUAGGUACCUAUAACUUAGGAUAAAACACUUCUUCUGGUUCUCAGGCCUUCAUAAACUGAAAGAGAUGAGAGAUGUUGGCAUGUAUCUAUGCUGGCCAAUAUUGUAGUCUGUAUCAACAUGUGGCUAUAUAAAUUCUUCUUAAAUAAAAAAUUUCCUUCCUCAGUGACAUUAGCCGUAUUUCUUUCUCUCUCUCUUUUAAAAGAUUUAUUUAUUUGAAAGGCAGGGUUACAGAGAGAGAUCUUCCAACCACUAGUUCACUCCCCAAAUGGCUACAAUAGCUGGGGCUGGACCAGGCCAAAGCCAGGAGCCUGAAAUUCCAUCCAGGUUUCCCACAUGGGUGUGGAAAAUCCAAAUCUUAAAUGUUGCAAAAUCAAAUGUUUUGAGUUCCAACAUGAUGUUGUUAGUGAAAAGUUUCAUACCUAAUUACUGUGUCAGGUUGCAGUAAAAAUGCAGGUGUAUACUUUCAGUAACCUAAGUGAAAAAAAGCACGCCCUCUCAGCCCCGUUAGCUGUGACUUACAAACCUUGUUUCUAUGCAAAAUUAUUUAAAAUAUUGUGUAGAGUUACUUCUGGACAGUGUGCAUAAGGUAUAAAACAUUGAUGAAUUUCCUGUUUAGAGUUGAGUCCAAUCCCCAGAUUGCAUUAUGUAUAUGCAAAUAUUCCACAAUUAAAAAAACACAUUAAAUCUGAAUACUUCUGGCCUCAAGCUUGUUGAAUACAGAAUAUUCAAUCUGAGUAGCUGCUAUAUUCAAUGCAUGGAUACAGACCAAUUUUCUCAUUGCAGAAAGUUCUAGAGGAUAUUGAUAGCUAAAUCAGCCACUAAUGAGAUCUCUUCCUGCCUUACUGUGUGAAAGACACCAAGGAGGCUGCAAUAACAACCAAAGAAAUUGAUUUGACCUGUGGAGAAGGGCCCCUGCAUCUUCUUGGGCUAGUUAACUUAAUGACACUUUGCAGCCUUGUGAAAAGGGGUGUAUUAUAACUGGAGGAAGAGGAUUGUUAAAGUAAACAUAAUCUAAUCUAAAUGGAAUUAGAUGAUUUUUUAAAAAUUUAUUUCUUUAUUUGAAAGUCAGAGUUACACAGAGAGAGGAGAGACAGAGAGAGAGAGAGAGAGAGAGAGAGAGAGAGAGAGAGAGGUCUUCCAUCCUAUGGUUCACUCCCCAAUUGGCCGCAAUGGCCGGAACUGUGACGAUCUGAAGCCAGGAGCCAAGAGGUUCUUCCAGGUCUCCCACAUGGGUGCAAGAGCCCAAGGACUUGGGCCAUCUUCCACUGCUUUCCCAGGCCAUAGCAGAGAGCUGGAUCAGAAGUGGAGCAGCCGGGAUUAGAAUCGGUGCCAAAAUGGGAUGCUGGCACUUCAGGCCAGGGCGUUAACCUGUGCCACAGCCCCUGGAAUUAGAUUUAGAUCAAAUUACCACUCACCUGUGUGCAAAGUAUGUGAUUACCUUACAAAAUAUGUAUCAGAUAACCUAAACUAAUGAGGAACUAGGAUUCUUGGAACACAAAUAUUCUAUAUGGUGUACAUUCCAAUUUUUUUUCUUUUGACUUUUGAAUGCAUUACCAUUUCAUGGAUGGAUUUCUAUACAUGAAGGUUGUAUACCUUAAAUAAAAUUUUUAAAAAAUUG
Messenger RNA from Oryctolagus cuniculus (rabbit), 4627 nucleotides. NCBI's taxonomy places the organism in Eukaryota, Metazoa, Chordata, Mammalia, Lagomorpha, Leporidae. The record is from RefSeq and is a predicted model, not a curated record.